GUUGGAACCGGAAAUAUACAAUUUCCUCAUGAAACUGAACAGAUAAAAAUCAUUUACCCUCAAAAUGUCCCAGUAUAUUCAAGUAGCCGAAGACGAAGGUGAAGAGCCAAUUGAAAUCCCUAGCGAAGAUGAUGCGACUCUGCUCUUGUCAACUCUAUCUGCCCAGUUCCCCGGAGCAUGUGGAAUGAAAUACAGAAAUCCAACCACUGGAAAUUUUCGAGGCAUUAGACUGACGGAUGGUACAUUAUUCCCACCUGAUGGUAACUGGGGACAGAACGUCUAUAUUGUAGUGUUUGCAAAAGAAAAUAAAAGAAAAGGUGAGGAAGGUAUUGAAAAUCCUGGAGCAAAGAACAAAUGUCUAGACAAGCAACGAUGCAGUGACCUAAUUGUUCUUGGGUUGCCAUGGAAGAGUACAGAAGAUGAUCUGAGGCGGUACUUUUCACAGUUUGGUGAACUUUUGCUGGUUCAGGUAAAGAGAGAUCCAAAAACAGGACAGUCCAAAGGUUUUGGUUUUAUUCGAUUUUCUGAAUACGAGUCUCAGGUCAAAGUUUGUUCACAAAGGCAUAUGAUUGAUGGUAGAUGGUGUGAUGUCACAAUUCCAAACUCUAAUGAAGGUGCUGCUCAGAUGGUUAGUCGAAAAGUGUUUGUUGCCAGAUGUACAGAAGAUUUGACAACAGAAGAUUUGCGUCAGUACUUCAGCAAGUAUGGGGAAGUUGUAGAUGUGUUCAUUCCAAAGCCAUUUAGAGCUUUUGCAUUUGUUACAUUUGCAGAUCCAGCAAUAGCUCGAGCUCUGUGUGGUGAAGAUCAUAUCAUCAAAGGAGCUAGUGUUUACAUAACUACAGCAGCGCCAAAAAAUUCUGAAAAAAUAGUGAUGAAGGAUAAGGAGAGAGGGUAUCAGAAUUCUGGUGGUUCUCGUAACCAGAAUUAUCAAGGUGGAUGGAAUGUGCAGCAGCAAGGAAAACCAAUUCAAACCCUUCCUCCUGCACCAAUGGGUGAUCCCAAUUUCAACCAGUUUGGGAUGAAUUUGUUGAAUUCUGCCAUGUUUGCAGCUGCCCAAGCUGUUUUAAGUGGCCAGGCUAAUUUUCCUGGUCAACAACAACCUCCACCUGUUCAGCAAACCACCCAGCCCGCAUCAGCUAGUGAUUCCUUUACUAGUCAGACUUAUGAUUCAACACGUCAAAACAGCAGUAGAGGUUUCUUUGGGGGUUGGAGUGGGGGGACAGAUGGCAGUAGUUAUGCCAGCUGGGGAGGGGCACAACAACAACAGCAACCACAGCAACAACAACCAAGUGGUUGGAAUUAGGACUUUUAAAUUGUUAUUGUUUUAGCAUCAGUACUUAAAUCCUCAAAAGUAAUCAUGUAGAUGAAAACUAAAUAUUUUCCAUAAUUUUUCUUAAAUUCUUACACUUAAGAGGUUAUAUAAUGGAACAGGCCUGCCAUCUUCAAUAUGGUGCAAAUCGCUAAAAUAGUGAAAAUUGUCUAAAUUUUUCAGUUAACGCAGGUUAAACAUCCAUUGUUUGUCUUGAUGCAAGAUUUUAGAGUAGAUUUGUUUUUGGUUUCCACAGAAUUCCCCUGAGACAUGUUUCACUGUUAAUGCAUUUUAUCCUGUUUCAUUUCAGGACGAUUGUUUUAAAAUUCUAGCAUGGCCUGAUGAAAAAUUGUAGACAAAAAAUAGGCUAUAGCCAUCCUGGUCCUCAUUUUAAAAUACAUGUCUACUUUUAACAAAACUUAGGAAAUGUUGAGAUUACCUUGAUUUCAUUUUUUUACCGACUGGAUUUCAAUAAUGUUGCAUUUGACAAAAAAAAUAUUUUACUUUCGUAGGAUUUUUUCUCUGAUAAAAAGAUUGAAGCCGCAUUUCUUUAUAGUACAUUUACUUAAUGUUGUUUCAAUUUUCUGUGUCUGCCUAAAUCUAUCUGAUGUUCAAAGACUAAUUAGGUUUUUGAAAUGCCACUUGGGUUUUGGGGGGUACAUUGAUGCUUAAUUCAUUAAUUAUUAAGUAAACUUUUACUUCAGGUCCCCAUUUGUGUAUUAUAUUCUGAAUAAUUGUCCAUUUAUAGUCCUUUGCUGGAAGACAGUGGACUCUUGGUUAUCUUUUUACAAUCUUCUUGUAAACAUUAAAAUGUCCAUGUUCAAUGUUCAGACAGCUGUCAAAAUUUAUUAUAAAGGAAGUAUUGACGAUGAAAAAAAUAUUUUUUUGUCUAGGAAAUAAAAAGCUUAGAUUUGAAAAUACUAAAAAUGUAAUGUCAUAUAACCUCAAAUUUAAUUCUUACAGAAAAAGCACUUUUUUUACCUGUUCUGGCUAUAUAAAAUGCAUAACUUCGGUGGAUACAUGUAGUUGUCUCAUUGGCAAUCAUACCACAUCUCCUUAUUUUUAUAUAAUUCAAUUUAAUCAUCUUUCAAUUUCAAAGUCUAUUCUCUAUUGAAAAAAGCUACAAUUAUUUUAUAUAACAUUGAUUCCAGGAACAGUCAAUGUUUCAUUUUUUCUGAAAUUAUUUAACUAGAUUGACGUAUGUGUAAUAAUUAUUUCAGCAUAAUAUGAAAGCUCAGAAUCAGGUUGUUCCCAGUUCCCAAUUUUUAUACAUGUUCUAGUGCUAGAGUAAUAUUUUUAUAUUAUUUUUUUUUCUGUUGUUUGUUAUUUAGUAAAAUUUAUAUGGUUUUAUCUGUAAAUUCUAAAAAAAAAUAUGUUGGUGCGGUUUUAAGUGACGAAUGAAUUUUAUUGAAUCAUGAACUAAAGAACUUGGAUGUGAUGAUGUGUGAAAUUAAGAUCAUGGGUGAAAAUUGAAAGAUUUGACAUUUCCAUCAAAUGGAUAUGGUAUGAACUAGACUUGUGUGUAUCAGAAUGGAUCGAAUCUGUACGAGUAACAAAAACGCGAACUCGAACAAAAUGUGUGGAUCUUGUGAUGGACUGGAUUGAAUCGUGUGUGGAUUUGCUGCAGACUGAAUUGAACUGAAUGGAUUAAACUGCUAUCUGUUAUAUUGUGUGGACUGAAUUUGUGUGAUUUUUGAAUGAAAUGUUAUUUUUGGUUUGAUUCUUUGACAAAUGAAAUUAGUUUUCAAAAAAAAUUAUGAAAUGUGUGUAAAAUCAUGAUUUAUUCAUUACCCCACCAUUAGAAUUCAUGUUUAAUUUUUUAAAGCCAAAUGCCAUUAAAUUAAUUUUCACCUUAACAUAAAUAAUUUAAAAAAAACAGUUUUGCUUACUGUUUUCACUGUCAGCAUUAAAUACAUAAGUGGCAUAUAAACAUAAAAUCAAGCAACAUUUAAAAAGAUAUUAGGAGGGAAGGGGAUCUGAAAGUUAUUCCAAAGCAAUAAAAGUGAGUGACGUUUGGUUUCAGCCUUAUUUUUGUUGGUAUUUUUUCUGACCUUUGAACAAAUUUUAGAGGUUCGAAAUUGAAAACGGAAUUUAAUACCCCCAAACAAUUACACACUUUUACCCCUGGCCUUUGGUCUACAUAGGGACUGCCACAUUACUUGUACAUGUAUUGUAUGCCAGUGUAAUGAUAACCUCAAACUGAAUAAGAUUUUUUUCUUUUCAAAUCAGGAGUAAUAUAAUCAUGACUUUAAUCACCUAAGUUUCAAGUACAAGUGUUUAGCUAAAUACUGUUUUUAUUUAUUGAUUAGCCCCUUUUUGAACAAAAAUCAAUUUGCUCUGACUCAUCAUAACUUAUACAAAUUAAUUUGGAUGUGAUUUUGUGAAUGUGGUGUGAAUAAAAAUAUAUAUCAAAGUA
Messenger RNA from Mytilus californianus (California mussel), 3725 nucleotides. RefSeq names its product TAR DNA-binding protein 43-like. The transcript has 4 exons. Gene Ontology annotation, cellular component: nucleoplasm. Gene Ontology annotation, molecular function: RNA binding. The record is from RefSeq and is a predicted model, not a curated record. Lineage: Eukaryota; Metazoa; Mollusca; Bivalvia; Mytilida; Mytilidae. Gene Ontology annotation, biological process: regulation of gene expression. The coding region runs from base 65 to 1303 and encodes 412 amino acids.